AUGAUAUCCAAUGUUGGUCUAGAUAUUCUUCGCUCUACACGAAAUUAUGAUGAACAAAAAAUGCUACGAAUUGCAUCAAAGCGUUCUAGUAAAAAUCUUCUAAUAUCUGAUAUUCGCCGAUCUGGUGAUGAUAAUGAAGGCAGCAGGCGUUUUUUUAUUGAGACGGGUGAUAUUGAUGAUAUCGAAUGGAUCGAUGCCUAUCCUAAUGCGAACCGUAUUGCUCUUGAAAAUCGUAAAGACAUGCAACAUUGGUUGACUAAAAUAUCCCUCGGCAAACUACUCGACGAAUUAGACUAUGGAUAUAUUGAUCGGAUCGCUUUUACUUCAGAUGAAAAUCGAAGUACGAUUAAAAGCUACGUGAAAAAGGCCAUUGCUGAUCAAACUGCACUUCCAUUGGUCACAGCUUAUACAGAAGGGUCAUCUUUUUUUCCUCAUAUUAAUCGUGAUUUAGCAAAGCUGGGUUCUGAUUUUCGGUUUGAAGUUGCUCGUGCUUUACUACAAUUAGGUUAUCGAGACGAUGAAGCACCGAAAGGUAUGGGAGCACAUAUAUACGCUGCAAUUCUCAUCUAUCAUCCAAGCCUUCAGCCUUACUAUUAUAGUGGCAGAACUUUUCGAGGAAUGAAUAUCACAUCUGAUGAUCUCGAGUGCUAUGUUAUUGGAAAGAUAUUCAUGACUCGAUCAUUUCUUUCUACAACGAAAAAUCGUCAAGUCGCAGAAAUGUUUCAUGAUGUAUCAGAUAGAGAAAUGCAUCAUCCUGUCAUCUGUAUUUACAAUACUCUCAAUACACAUUCAAGCCGUAAUAUAGCUCAGCUAAGCAAAUUCGAAUACGAAGAAGAAGUUCUUAUUCUUCCAUUUGUUAUUUUUCGUGUCAAUACGAUUCGCCAAGUUGCUACAGAUCAUGGUGCAAAUAGAUGGGAAAUUGAACUUGAGGAAAUGAGCUAG
This is a messenger RNA of Rotaria socialis, 942 nucleotides long. NCBI's taxonomy places the organism in Eukaryota, Metazoa, Rotifera, Eurotatoria, Philodinida, Philodinidae. The record is from the annotation of a GenBank genome assembly.